AUGGAGGGAACAGUCACCACUGCAUCACCAAAAAGGAUUGCAGUAGUAACUGGGGGCAACAAAGGAAUUGGAUUAGAGAUAUGCAGACAGUUGGCUUCCAAUGAAGUCAUGGUGAUCUUAACAGCUAGAGAUGAGAAGAGGGGUACUGAAGCUGUUGAAAAUCUCAAAGCUUGUGGGCUAUCGGAUAUUUUUUUUCAUCAACUUGAUGUUACAGACUCUGCUAGUAUUGCUUCUUUAGCAGAUUACAUCAAAAAUAAAUUCGGAAAGCUCGACAUAAUGGUGAACAAUGCAGGGGUCAGCGGAGUCAUAAUGGAUGCGGAGUCUUUUACUAGUUUAAAGCUGAAGUCUGGACAGGGAUGUAUAUGCGUUGAGUUGCAACUCCAUUCUGUGUAA
Molecule: messenger RNA, 393 nt
Organism: Camellia sinensis
Lineage: Eukaryota; Viridiplantae; Streptophyta; Magnoliopsida; Ericales; Theaceae
Source: RefSeq, a predicted model, not a curated record